AUGGCCAUUCCAGAAUUAGUCGAUUGUGUGCAGUUGGGCACGAUGCGGCAAGUUAUGCAAUGUGGCAAAACGAACCCACCAUCAAGGUCAUUGCUAUUAGAUCAAAUGGCUUGGUUAAUUAUUAGAGUGGCUAUUCGAGGACCUAUUCCAAAUGGACCUGUACAUGCACGUCCAUUAGUGGCAUUACUAGAUGGCAGAGAUUGUUCAAUUGAAAUGCCAAUUUUAAAAGAUGUGGCUACAGUGGCAUUCUGUGAUGCACAAUCCACAACAGAAAUUCAUGAAAAGGUAUUAAAUGAAGCUGUAGGGGCAUUAAUGUGGCAUACUAUUACCUUAACCAAAGAAGAUCUAGAUAAAUUUAAAAGUUUACGUGUUAUUGUAAGAAUUGGUAGUGGCUAUGAUAAUGUAGAUAUAAAAGCCGCUGCUGAAUUAGGUAUUGCUGUCUGUAAUGUACCCGGUUAUGGAGUUGAAGAGGUAGCAGAUUCCACAAUGUGUCUUAUACUUAAUUUAUAUCGUCGCACAUAUUGGUUGGCAAAUAUGGUACGAGAAGGGAAAAAAAUAAAUGGUCCAGAAAAUUUACGAGAAGCGGCUCAAGGCUGUGCUAGAAUUCGAGGUGACACAUUAGGUAUUGUAGGAUUAGGGCGAGUUGGAACUGCAGUAGCAAUAAGAGCUAAAGUAUUUGGGUUUAAUGUUAUAUUUUAUGAUCCCUACCUCGCUGAUGGUGUUGAAAAAUCUCUAGGUAUUACAAGAGUGUAUACGUUACAAGAGUUGUUAUUUCAAAGUGAUUGUGUAUCAUUACAUUGUAAACUAAAUGAACAUAACCAUCGACUUAUUAAUGAUUAUACCAUUAAACAGAUGAGACCAGGUGCAUUUUUAAUUAAUACAGCUCGUGGUGGUCUAGUUGAUGAAAUGGCUUUAGCUUCAGCAUUAAAAGAUGGUCGAAUUAGAGCAUGUGCUAUUGAUGUGUUAGAAAAUGAACCUUUCAAUCUUGCAUCAAGUCCAUUAAAAGACUGUCCAAACAUGAUUUGUACACCUCAUUCAGCGUUUUAUAGUGAUCAAAGUGUGACUGAGCUACGUGAAAUGGCAGCAGCUGAAAUCAGAAGAGCUAUAUUAGGCCGGAUUCCUGAAAGUUUGAGAAAUUGUGUGAAUAAAGAAUACUUUACAGCUGCCGGUGGAGUUCGAUUCCCAGCUAAUUUCCCACAACCACCAUUUCAAGCUGAUAUGAAUGGUGCUGGCUUCGCCGCCUUUAAUCCUGCAGCAUCGGCUGUAGCUGCUUCAAUCGGAGUUCAUUCUACUACAGUUGAACCUCAUCCUGUUGUACCUCAUAGUACACCACACACUACAACUCAUAGUACAUUAGCUGAAUCAGGCAAUCAUUUACCAGAGAGUAAGGAAGUUCAUUAG
This is a messenger RNA of Lottia gigantea (owl limpet), 1401 nucleotides long. RefSeq lists its product as hypothetical. NCBI's taxonomy places the organism in Eukaryota, Metazoa, Mollusca, Gastropoda, Lottiidae. The transcript is spliced from 9 exons. Gene Ontology annotation, molecular function: NAD binding; oxidoreductase activity, acting on the CH-OH group of donors, NAD or NADP as acceptor; transcription corepressor activity. The coding region runs from base 1 to 1401 and encodes 466 amino acids. The record is from RefSeq and is a predicted model, not a curated record.